Molecule: messenger RNA, 5035 nt
Organism: Mus musculus (house mouse)
Lineage: Eukaryota; Metazoa; Chordata; Mammalia; Rodentia; Muridae
Gene: Tmem41b
Product: transmembrane protein 41B
Exons: 8
Coding region: 593-1468 (291 amino acids)
Biological process (GO): plasma membrane phospholipid scrambling; host-mediated perturbation of viral RNA genome replication; autophagosome assembly
Cellular component (GO): endoplasmic reticulum membrane; mitochondria-associated endoplasmic reticulum membrane contact site; endomembrane system
Molecular function (GO): phospholipid scramblase activity
Source: RefSeq, a predicted model, not a curated record
GCAGAAGGAGAAAAACUGUCAAGAAGCUAUGCCUUGGCUCAGGAAACGCCAAAAUAUAGCGAGUAAGGGUGAAUUUACUUUGGACAGGCUUCCAGCUUCCACAGCGCUUGUAACCCAUUUGCUGCGGAACGAAUGGAAUCUCCAACACCAACUAGUCGCGCGCAGACACUUCCGGUUGGCGGAACAAAGAGUCUGAAGUACUCGAGCCUCACUUCCGUGUGACGAAAGCUACGCGGAGAAGUCGGACCUUAGGCCGCAGACCCAUGACUUGCCAAUGCGAUAUUGCUCAUGCGCCCUACACCAGCGAGGUGGGCGGGGCCCCGGAGGGGGCGGGGUCGGCCCUGACUUGUCUCGCGGUUACUGGGCGUGCGGGAGCGCGCGAGGUUCGUGGGCGGUUCUGGGCGGGCCCUCACCUGAUAUCUCUGGAAGGCUCCGCCGAGUGUCAAGUUUUCGAGGUCGUCUCAGGUGAGGUGGUCGUGCCGGAAGUAGUUGUGCCUCGCGCCUGGGUGUUGAAAGAAAGCUGCGGGAGGAGCUUUAGUCAUUCAAGGGGGCGCGGCACCAGUAGGAGCUCUUCGCGGCCCCCGCAGCAGCCAUGGCGAAAGGCAGAGUGGCUGAUCGAUCGCCCACCGAAAUGUUGCACUCGACCCCAGCCGGGGACCGGGCAGUGAGGACCCAGGGUUCCGCCGCGCCUGGCAGCAAAGAUCAUCUGAACGAAAAGCCUUGUGCAGAAGCUGGAUCAGCAAGAACAUCACUCCUUAUACUGGUGUCCAUUUUUUCAUGUGCAGCUUUUGUUAUGUUUUUGGUAUAUAAAAAUUUUCCUCAGCUUAGUGAGGAAGAGAGGGUGAAUAUGAAGGUUCCGAGAGAUAUGGAUGACGCCAAGGCUCUAGGAAAAGUUCUCUCCAAAUAUAAGGAUACCUUUUAUGUACAAGUAUUGGUUGCUUAUUUUGCUACAUAUAUUUUUUUGCAAACAUUUGCUAUCCCAGGUUCCAUAUUCCUCAGUAUACUCUCCGGGUUCCUUUAUCCCUUCCCACUUGCCUUAUUCCUUGUUUGUUUGUGCUCCGGACUUGGUGCCUCAUUCUGCUACAUGCUCUCCUACUUAGUUGGAAGACCCGUUGUAUACAAAUACCUAACAGAGAAGGCAGUGAAAUGGUCACAGCAGGUAGAGCGUCACAGAGAACAUCUUAUUAACUACAUUAUAUUUUUGAGGAUCACACCGUUUCUUCCUAAUUGGUUUAUUAAUAUUACAUCUCCUGUGAUAAAUGUACCAUUGAAAGUGUUUUUUAUUGGCACUUUUCUAGGUGUUGCACCUCCUUCUUUUGUAGCAAUCAAGGCAGGAACAACUCUGCAUCAGCUUACAACAGCAGGGGAAGCUGUUUCCUGGAGCUCGGUAUUUAUUCUGAUGGUUUUGGCCCUUCUUUCUAUCCUGCCAGCCAUCUUCCAAAAACAACUAAAGCAGAAGUUUGAGUGAAAAGACAUGGCUUUUCCUUUACCACCGCCAUCACUCCUGCCACCACCACUGUCAUCUCAGGAUUAGCAGGUGUAUUCAUGUUACGUUUGGACAUCACCUCUUCAGUCACUGAAAGAAGGACUUGUAAAGUAAAAUAGCCCAUGAGAGAGAAUGCACAUAUGGGAGAACAGAAGUUGGGGCCCUAUGAGAAGUGCUGUCACCUGCACCUGACCUGUGAGAGUCACUGUUCCAGGGUUAGCUCUGAGACAUCACUCAUUGUCUUGGUUUGGAAUUCUUACUCUAAAUGAUUCAUUUGAAGUGUUUUCCUCUUACAUCUGACUAAUGACUAAAAUCGUGAACUCAGGUACAGUGGAACAUACUUAAAACUCCAGCUGCCCGGGAGGCUAAGGCUAGCUGUGAAAGUCACAAGACACCCUGUAUUAAAGUAAAAUAAGGAACAGUGAAGAUAAAAUAAAAUAAAAAUUCAGAGCACAAACCAAAUACUUGAAGCAAAAAUGAGUUUUCAUUUUCUUUCUCUUUUCAGACAGCACUUUCCAUAGGCCAGUGUAUGUAGCAAUGAUGGGUUAUUUAAGUUUUCCUUGGAAAUUUGUAUCAUGGAUUAGUCCAAUAAUUUGAAUUCUGGCCAGUCUGUUUUCAUCCUUUUUUCUAGGUUUUGCAGUAUUUCCACCAUACAUAUAGAAAAGGAGAAUUAUAUAUCUGUAUCAUAUUGGUGUUGAUAAUGUAUAUUAAGAUAAUGAUAUUUUGUUACAGUGUCUUUAUUAUCUCAAAGGGGGUUCUAAAGUAAAUACUCAAAGCAUAUACUUUUUAGACAUUAUUUUAUACUGAAACAACUGACAGUAGGUAGGACAUUACUGAUUAAAUCUAGUUUAUUUGUUCCAAUGACUGUAAAAUUUGCCUCAUAGAUUGUCUGGUCAUUAAAGAAUGUAUUGUAAUUACCUUUCAUGCAUGAUACAUCUGCGAUUGCUCUGUUGCCUUUCCUCUGAUGACCUCCUUGGGGCAGCACUUGAUUGGUACACUUUGCCAACUGUAAAGCUUCUACUUUCUCACCUUGACAUGGUGACUGGUGUCUCCCAUUUCUUGGAGCCUCCCUUUGGCUGCUUUUGUUCCCUGCCAGGACAGACCCAUGUAAAGCACUAAGAUCUCCGUUGGUAUGUUGAACACUUGCUUUAGUGGAGUGGGAGUCCUUGUGUCUUCAAAGUCUGAUCAUCUCAAAGCCUGUUUCUCCUGCAAAGUGUGGACUAAUCCUUCUCUGUCGCAGUAUUAAUGUUACAAAUACAAGGAAGAUAAUACUGAUCAAUAUUGUAUCUGUCUUCUGUCCUUUUGUGUUAAAUUGUUAUGUUGUCUUAUUGACCAGAGACUGAGUGAUAAAGCUUUUAUUAUUUUUACAAAUGAGUUAAACACAUAGAUGUUUAGGACAAAGUCUACUAAUAUUUAUGUGAUAUUAUUUAUGUGAUAUAUAUAUAUCAUUGAAGUCAGUCAUGUAACAUGCUUGUAAUUCCAUGACUUGGGAAGUAGAGUUUCAUGUUUAACUUUGGCUACAUAGUGAGUUUGAUGCAACAAUCUGGGCUAUAUAAGAACCUGUCUCAAAAAAUACAUGUAUAUAUUAAUUCAUACAAAUUUUCAGCAGGCCUCUAAAGCUCACAUUUUGGAGAAGCACUGCUGUUUCUUUGGGUUGUUAUGGUGCUUACUCUAUGCUGAGAGUGUUCUCUCCAUCCUCUAGUGCAUGGACUCUUUCCCUUUGCUAUGUUUUUUCCUAUACUCAACAGGAGCUACCACUUUAGUUGGAUGUUUUCUUCUCCCAGUAGAGAGUAACCAUUGUGUUAACAUUUUACCCUUGGCUGUCAAGAAAGAACUUGGACCAAGCAUUGUGACUAAUUAAUGCCCAGUGCUUGGAAGGCCGAAGCAGAAGGAUAAGGAGCUUGUGGACAGCUUGCGUUGCCUGAGGCCUUGUCUCAGGCAAAAAAAUCUCAGCAGUAGAUUGUACCCCACAAUCACCUGUAUGCCACCUGUGUUCAUUGAGCACAGACUUGAUAUAAUGACAAAUGUAAGUCGUCCAAGAUUGAAACACUCCCUAUCUUCGGUGCCAGAGAUCCCAGGGCCUUGCACCCUAGGAUUUAAGCCUGACCACAGCCAUAAGAGAUUUCCUAGUAAUCCCAACAAAACAUCCUAUUGUAAUGGAAAGGCAAGCAGGCUAACUAGGCAUACACUGACAAAGACAGUUUCCUUCUUAGUUACGACUAUUUAUUUCCUGGAGCUUUGUUACUUUGAAUCUAAUAUAUCCAUGAUCUUAAUAAAUGUAAACUAGCUGGGUGGUGAUUUUUUUUAAUUACCAUUUUUUAUGAAGCCUUUUAUUUCUUAGAACUAUAUGUAAGUCUAUUAGAAGUGUUUCAAAAUAAGAUUAAAGAUCAGUAUAUGGGGUGCUGGAGAGAUGGGUCAGUGGUUAAGACCACCACUGCUCUUCCAGAGGACCCAGGUUCAUUUCCCAGCACCCACAUGGCAGCUCACACUUGUCUGUAACUCCAGUUCCAGGGUUUCUGAUACCCUCACAUACAUGUAAUGAACAUAAAUAAAAACACAUUUCAUAUUUUAAAAACCGAAGAUAAUUUUCCCACCAAUGAUGUUUGAGUGAUCCAGUUUCCCUGGUUAGUAGCUAUGUUCAUAGUAGACCAAAAUGGAAGCAACCCAGAUGUCCUUCAGUGAAUGAGUUUUUAAAAUUAAAGCAAAGUUUAAAAAAAGUUCAGUGUAGUGGUACAUUUAGAAUCCCAGCCCUCAAGAGAUAGAGGUAAAAGGAAUAGAAGUUCAAGGCUAGCCUGAGCUACAUAAUAAAACCCUGUCUCCCAAACCAACAGAAAAAAAAUCUGGUGUCUCUCCUCUCUCGGUUUGAGCUACAGCUCAGUAGUAAAGCUUUUCUACCAUAUCUCAGACUUCUAGGUUAACCUCUGUGGGGAAAACACAAAGAGUAGGACUAAAGAGACCUACUCUUUGGCAUGGGGAUAUUUACCUGAAAUACUAGAUUGUGGCUAGAGAGACAAACACAUUCAAGGCCUGCCUAGGCUAAUAGUGAGAACCUGUCUCAAAAACACACACAGGGCUGGAGAGGUGGCUUUUCCUCAGAUAACCAUAAUCUCUUUAAGAAUGGAAACAUGGCCCAUGACUAGUAAGGUUGGUCUGAUUUCCACAAACUCAUGUCUGAAGAAAAGGAAGAGUAUCAGGGACUGUGGUUCCGUAGUUAGUGUGCGUGUCUUGUGUGUAUUGUGCCACCCUAAGUUCAAUCCCCAGCCAUGCAGCAAGAGAAAGAGUAAAGGUGUCAGGUGGCGGUGGUUUGCAGGAUAGUAAAUGGUGAGGGUAGCCAGUUUGUACCCAGUGACAUAAGGGAGAAACUGGGUCUGGAAACCUGAAGCCUGCUAGCAUUGCAAAGCCCAGGUUGUCAGUGUUCUACACUCACAGAAGUGCUGUUGAAAGCACUCCGUGUGGGAAGCCAGAGAUCUGAAUUGAAUCAGUGAUGGUGAGUUCCUGUCCUCAAGACUCCAGGUUUGCUUCUUUUAAAUAAAGGUUUGGUGAAUGCCU